GUCAUAAAAUAAAUGAAACUGUUAUAUAGUGGUAGCAAUGAGUAAAGAUACAAAGUCUACUUCAGUCUACUCAUUAUAGUUCAAUUAUGCGAAAUAAAAUAACUUUAGGAACGACAAAUAAAUGGAUUUCUAAAACACCAAAAUAUUUUUAACCUCCGACUCACAACAAGUUUAAAUGCACGAAAUCAUUUGCAAUGGCGAAUUCGAACGAUAGAAUUAUUGUUUUAAUAGACAUGGAUUGUUUCUUUUGUCAAGUUGAAGCAAAAUUACGACCAGAAUAUGCAGGAAAACCACUCGCUGUUGUGCAAUACAAUCAAUGGAAAUUAGGAGGAAUAAUUGCUGUCAAUUAUGAAGCAAGAGAAUAUGGUGUUACACGACAUAUGAGGGGAGCAGAAGCUAAAGAAAAAUGUCCAGAUCUAAUUUUAGCUAGUGUACCAUGUCUUCGUGGGAAAGCUGAUACAUCAAGAUAUAGAAGUGCUGGUCGUGAAGUAAUUGAUGUUAUAAAAACCCACUCCAAUAUAGUAGAAAGAGCUAGUGUAGAUGAAGCAUAUUUAGACCUUACCGAUGUUAUUGACAAAAGUUUACAGAUAAACUCUAUUUCCCCAGAAAAUUUAAUAACACAGCUAUCAAAUACAUUUAUAGUAGGAUACUCAGAAGUUGGAAAGAAUGAUGAAGAAGAGAGAAGUAAAGGUACAAAAACUUGGAUAUUAAAUAUUUUUGAAGAACUCGAAGAUGUACAGGCUCAAAAACUUGCGAUAGCUGGUGUAAUAGUUGAAGAAUUGAGAAAUGAUAUAUUUCAGAAAACAGGAUUUAGAUGCUCAGCUGGCAUUGCACAAAAUAAGAUAUUAGCUAAAUUAGCAUGUGGAUUACACAAACCAAAUCGACAAACAAUAUUACCUGCUGCUGCGGUAUCGUCGCUUUAUUCAACAUUACCAAUUAAAAAAGUUAGGAAUCUCGGCGGAAAAUUUGGAGAUGUUGUUGUUGAAUCUCUCAAUUGUAAUGUUAUGGGUGACUUACUGCAGUAUUCACUGCAAUAUUUACAAGAACGUUUUGAUGACAAAACGGGAUUAUGGUUAUAUAAUAUCGCUCGUGGUGUAGACCAUGAGCCCGUUACUAUGCGGCUUGUGUCAAAGUCGAUCGGAGCGUGUAAAAAAUUUCCUGGAAAACAAGCUAUUACUUCGUUAGACGUGUUACAACAUUGGGCUGGAGAAUUGGCAGCAGAAGUUUGCGAACGUCUCGAACAAGACCUCGAGGAAAAUGAACGACGCGCGACACUACUUACGAUAUGUUAUCAUUAUUAUCAAAACAAAAAUGUAGUAUCUCAAUCACGUUCUUGUACUUUAAAUUCAUACAAACCAGAAAAAAUGGCAAGUCGUUGCGUGGAAAUGAUAUCUAAAUCAACACAAUGUCCAGUUGCGUAUAUAGGCCUAUCGGUUGGUAAAUUUAUACCUGCUAAAGGUAGCGAGAAUUUCAUGAAUUUUUUCAAAACGAGUAGGUUAGAACAUCAACAGAAAACAAGUGUUCAACCAAGUAUAGAAGUGAAACACACGGAAUCAACAAAUAAUACUAUUGAAACAGUAAUAGAUAAUAUAAACAAAAAUACCAAUAUGAAUUCUAAUGAUAAUAAAAUGGAGAACCCAUCAAAUAAUAGAGUAAACGAUGUUGCCAAAAACUGUAAAAGUAGCGUGCAGUUAAGUGAACGAACUCCUGAUAUGGAAAUAAAUUGUUCGCCUACUACUAGAAGAUUAAAUAAUUUAAUUACGUCAUUGAACCAACCAAACAAGAAGAAAACAUUUCAUGAAAGAAAAGAUAGUAACUCUAACUUAAACGAGUCCUUAGACCAAGACCAAUUUAAAGAAUCAUUUUUUUUGAAUGUUUUUAAUCCAAAAGACAGUAAGAUAAAAGACACAGCUAUACAUGAAACUGAUUUAACUGAAUUCAACAAAGAUGAAAAUGUUGGUAAAACUGACAAUGAUUAUAACAAAAGUGAAUCUGGUGAAAUAGACUUUGAUACAGCACAGUGUAGUUCUAGUGAAUUUGUACAAACAUCCGCGAACGUAAUAAUAAAGGAAAAUAGUAGAGCGAGUAAUUUUCGAAGUACUAUAAAACUAGAAGAAAUAUUUCCCGAUUUAAAUGAUAUUGAUCCGAACGUCGUCGUAUUGCUGCCUCCGGAUUUACAAAAUGAAGCAAAAUUAUACAUAAAAAAACAAAGUAAAAAAAACAAUACAAGAGAAACUGUAACAAAGAAUACAAAGAUAAAAAAUAAAUCUAAAAGUAAUGUUUCGAAAGGGAAGAAAAGCAAUGGCAUUUAUAAUUUUCUAGUUAAAAAAGAUCCAACUAAAGUUAUCGAUGUACCAUCCGUACGUUGUUUACAAUGCCAUGACACAAUACCCGUAUCAAAAUAUGAUGAGCAUUGCGACUUUCAUGUAGCUGAAAAUUUGCAAAAGAAAAUAAAUGAUACGAUGCUAGAAACCGCAAGAGUAAAAAGAAAAGUCGAUACAUGUGACAUAGACGCUAAUUCUGUGAAACGUCGUUCAAACGAAGUUAUUUUAAAACCAGAAGAAAAUUAUAAACCUACAACGUCGUUUCUAUCGUAAUUAUUUUUAUAAAUAUUAAAAUGUAGAUAAAUAUAAUUUUUUAAGUGUUGUAAAUAUUCAUUGAUUUGAAUGAAUUUGUAUAAAUUGGAAGCAAAAUUUACGAUGUAUUUUUAUAACUUUAGAGUGUUCUUUACAUUGGUAUGUAAAUAACAGUAAUUCUCAUGCAAAUUGAGUUGAACUAGAAAUAAAGUUUUUAAUG
Hylaeus volcanicus is the source of this 2796-nucleotide messenger RNA. RefSeq names its product DNA polymerase eta-like (gene DNApol-eta). The record is from RefSeq and is a predicted model, not a curated record. Lineage: Eukaryota; Metazoa; Arthropoda; Insecta; Hymenoptera; Colletidae. Gene Ontology annotation, biological process: response to radiation; error-prone translesion synthesis. Bases 195 to 2597 code for a protein of 800 amino acids. The transcript is spliced from 8 exons. Gene Ontology annotation, cellular component: site of double-strand break; replication fork; nucleus. Gene Ontology annotation, molecular function: DNA-directed DNA polymerase activity; damaged DNA binding.